Messenger RNA from Otolemur garnettii (small-eared galago), 1815 nucleotides. RefSeq names its product ELMO domain containing 1 (gene ELMOD1). Lineage: Eukaryota; Metazoa; Chordata; Mammalia; Primates; Galagidae. The record is from RefSeq and is a predicted model, not a curated record. Bases 548 to 1534 code for a protein of 328 amino acids. Gene Ontology annotation, molecular function: GTPase activator activity. The transcript has 13 exons.
GCCGCCCGCGCCGGCUCCGGGGAAACCUCGGCGCGCCCUCCCCGGCUGCUCGCGGUCGCCUCCCGCCGCCGGCGCCCGGGGCCUCCCGACGCGCUCCGCUCCGCGCGACCCAGAUUCCCUCCCGCCCCCGCCCCCGCCCCGCCCGCGCUCGCAGCCUGUGCGGCAGCCGCGGCCGCCCUGUCCAGCCCCGCGCCGGGACCCACCGCGCCUGUCGCCGCCGCGGAGCGAGCGCGCAGCCGGGUGCCUGGGGAGGCGGGGAUGGAGCCCGCGUCGCCCCGCGCCGGGAGCUGCUGAGCGGCCGACGCCGAGUCCAGUUUACCCUUAUUUGACAAAGGCAAUUUUGGAAGCAUUUACCUGAGCACAGUUUGUACGGCAUCGGGACAGUCAGCCAGGGCACAAUGAAGCACUUCCUGAGGACUUCUUCAAGCAAGAAUUAACUUUCAUUAACACAUUCAUUGAAACUGUUCAAAAUAAGCCACUUCUAUUGCUCUAAGAGAAGACAUCAGAAUCAUAAAUUUAAGAUGAUGGAGUAGGGUGGCUCCACAGAAUGUUGAUCCAGGUAUGCCUGUAUUUUUACUGUAAGUUUUUGUGGCGCUGCCUGAAAUUUGUAAUGAGGAAGCUGACUGGAAGGUGUGAACUGCAGCGGAUCUGUUACAAUACCAAGCCUGGAGCUUCUAGAACCAUGAAAAUCGAAACAUCAUUAAGGGAUUCCAAAAGUAAGCUGCUGCAGACUUCCGUGAGCGUUCACCUUGAUGCCAUUGAGAAAACUAUAGACGACAUCAUGGAACUGAAGAAAAUUAAUCCCGACGUAAAUCCACAGCUGGGAAUCUCUCUCCAGGCUUGCCUUCUGCAAAUUGUUGGGUACAGAAACCUUAUUGCAGAUGUGGAAAAACUGCGCAGAGAGCCCUAUGACUCUGAUAAUCCCCAACAUGAAGAGAUGCUUUUGAAGUUAUGGAAAUUCUUGAAACCCAAUACACCCCUGGAAUCUCGGAUUUCCAAGCAGUGGUGUGAAAUUGGUUUCCAAGGUGACGAUCCGAAAACAGACUUUCGAGGAAUGGGACUUCUGGGACUGUACAAUUUGCAGUAUUUUGCGGAAAGGGACGCCACUGCGGCUCAGCAGGUUCUCUCCGACUCUCUUCAUCCCAAAUGCAGGGAUAUCACUAAAGAAGAAAUAAGCAAAUUCAGCAAAGCAGAAUGGGAAAAGAAAAGGAUGGAUAAAGCAAUUGGGUACUCAUUUGCAAUUGUGGGCAUCAAUAUAACUGACCUGGCGUAUAAUCUACUGGUGAGCGGAGCUCUGAAAACCCACUUCUACAACAUUGCCCCAGAAGCCCCAACGCUGUCUCACUUCCAGCAGACGUUCUGCUAUUUGAUGCACGAAUUUCAUAAGUUUUGGAUUGAAGAAGAUCCCAUGGACAUAAUGGAAUUUAACCGUGUGCGGGAGAAAUUCCGUAAGAGAAUCGUCAAACAGCUGCAGAACCCAGACAUGGCGCUGUGCCCACAUUUUGCCGCCUCGGAAGGUCUAAUCAACAUGUAGUCGCCACGCUGGAGUGAAUGGGUCCCCUGGAACACUGCCUCAUCGUCCUGUUAGAUCUCUGCUUAGGUCACAGCUCACACGGAAUGCACACAGUGGUUGCAUGCAUGCCUUUUGGUACAGUAUUUUCAUCUCUUGGUCCUAAUUCCAAGAUCCCCAGAUACCACUAUUUCUGGAGUGUCUGUCAUCCAGUGACUGCUCACAUUGUGGCAUCGUGCAGUGUUACAUCUUGCCUUGAUAGCCAGGUAUGGAGAGAGUUUUCUAUUUUUUUAGAUUUUUUUUCC